Pyricularia oryzae 70-15 is the source of this 4896-nucleotide messenger RNA. Its product is annotated as dicer-like protein 1. Gene Ontology annotation, cellular component: RISC complex; cytoplasm; nucleus. The transcript has 3 exons. Gene Ontology annotation, molecular function: RNA binding; DNA binding; ATP binding. Bases 121 to 4896 code for a protein of 1591 amino acids. Gene Ontology annotation, biological process: siRNA processing. NCBI's taxonomy places the organism in Eukaryota, Fungi, Ascomycota, Sordariomycetes, Magnaporthales, Pyriculariaceae. The record is from RefSeq and is a predicted model, not a curated record.
GACUUCUAGAAUCCUACCAAACUAAUUUUCAUCGGCUCAUCUUCACUUUUCACUCACUACCCCCUAAGCAGGAAAUGUGCCAAGUACGCCAAACCUAAUACAAAAUCACACUUAACCAUCAUGGAAGUUCACGAUGGGUUGAAGUCUCCUGAUAAAGCCGCCAAGUCUCGCUAUGAUGACGAUAGGAUCGACCAGGAUAGCGAAGACGAAGCCGUGAGACUUGUGGCCAACCCAGAUCCCUCGAAACCACGCAAGAUAUCCGAAAGAAAACGAGCAGAUCAAGCAGCUUUCGAAUCAUGGGUCAACGACAACAAGAUUCGGCUCUCACUUCCAUCUGCGACCAAGAGCAGAAGAUCUGGGAUUAGGGAGCUUUUCUCAAGUGAUGAGACUUUGGAAACACGCCCUACUAGAACUAGACCCCGAGAGAGGGUCAUCGAAGGGCCUCGCGAGUACCAGAUCGAGCUUUUUGAGAGGGCCAAGCAGAAAAACACCAUAGCCGUCCUUGACACCGGCACCGGGAAGACACUCAUUGCAAUUCUGCUAAUCCGUCACAUCAUUGAGCUUGAAUUAGGGGCAAGAUGGCAGGGCAGAGAAAAGCGUAUCACGUUCUUUUUAGUCGACAAGGUCGCCUUGGUACGUCAACAAACAGACCACAUUCGAGCCAAUCUGGAUUUUCCUGUUACGGGUCUUCAUGGCGACACGGUGAGGAACCUCUGGUACUCAAAGGAAUACUUUGAAAAGCUACUUCAGGAGCAGGAGGUGGUUGUAUGUACCGCCGAGAUCCUGUACAGGUGUCUACACCGCUCCUACCUGAACAUUAGCCAAGUUAGCUUGGUUGUGUUUGAUGAGGCACACCAUGCCAAAAAGAACCAUGUAUACGCGAGGAUUAUCAAGGACUUCUAUCUCAUGGAGGAAGACUGUCAGAAACGACCUCGAAUCUUUGGCAUGACGGCAUCUCCCAUUGACACCAAGGACACUUGCAUAAGUUAUGAAAGAGCUACACAUGAGCUGGAAAGUCUUCUGCACAGUGAAAUAGCGACAAUAUCGGACCGAGACCUACUGAAAGUCAUUGGAAGCAGACCACAAGAGGUCAGGAAAUCAUAUGCACGCGUGCUUCGACAGGAAAACACGGAGCUGUGCAACCAACUCCGCGAGUUGGUUGGCAAUCAUCCCCUCUUCAAACAAACAUUUGACUCAGCAGAAUUUGCUGUGACCGAGCUCGGGGCCUGGUGUGCAGACAAACUAUGGGAGCUUUGCUUCCGGGAAGAAGCAGUCUCAACCCUGGAUGGCAGAGUCGAAGGCAGCCGAGCUCGGGAUCCCGAUGAAGUAGGCGAAAGCAGUCAUGAAGUCAGCAAUGCUCGUGAAGCUCUCAGUCUUGUCCAACAGUGGUCUUUCAGUCCACCCGAGGAUGGAUCCCUUUCGACCAAAACCCACAAGCUCAUCGAGAUCCUAGCAGAGUGUUUCAGUCAGGCUAGUGCUGGCAAUGCGAUACAAUGCAUCGUCUUUGUGAAGCGUCGCGACACUGCAGUUCUUUUGAAUGCGCUUUGUGAGCAGGCCGAGAUUAGGACCAAGAUCCCUGAUUUGAAAGGGGCAUUUCUGAUAGGAGCAGGAAGGGGUGGGAAUGCGGCCUUCACCACCACACGGCAGCAAGAGCAAACAGUCUCAAGAUUCCGGGACGGUGAGAUCAACUGCCUCUUCGCCACUUCGAUCGCCGAGGAGGGACUGGAUAUCCCGGGGUGCAACGUAGUGAUCCGAUUCGACCUCCACGGAACAACCAUUCAAUAUAUUCAGUCUCGUGGCAGGGCACGAAUGAGGAACUCGUGGUUCAUUCAUAUGACUGAGUUUGGCAAUCCAGAGCACAAUAGAAGAUGGUUCCAAGACAGAGUCAACGAGCAGAAAAUGCGUGACUUUUGCCUCUCCCUGCCAAAGGAUAGGAUUAUGGAGAAGGCGGAAGUCGACGAUGUCCUGCGAGGCGACCAAAGUCAGAAGAUCUUUGUCGUUCCCGGUAGCAAAGCAAGUUUGACCUUCAAACAAAGUCUGGUUGUUUUGGCAGAGUUUGUCGCUACGCUGCCAGCCAGGCCCGACGAGAUACUCAGUGUCGAUUACACUGUUGUCCCGGUCUUUGGUGGGUUCCAGGGCGAGGUGUAUCUGCCCGCAUCGUCGCCCUUGAGAAGUGCAAUGGGUGGCGUAUACCGGUCAAAACAGCUCGCAAAGUGCGCAGCGGCUUAUGCCAUGUGCAUCCAGCUCUACAACAGCAACUAUCUCGACGACCACCUAAAGUCCACGUUGGCCAAGGUCCUUCCGGCUAUGAGGAACGCGCGCCUGGCCGUCAGCUCCAAGAAGAGGAAGUCGUACAAUAUGCGCACUAAGCCAGUCUUGUGGUCUGAGGUUGGACCUCUGACAGAACUCUACGCCAUGGUCCUCAGUCUUGCCCAGCCAGGAGCAGCAUAUUACCACUCGCGACCUAUCCUGUUGCUCACAAGAAAGCCCCUCCCAGAAAUUGCACAAUUUCCACUCUUCUUCGGCAAAGGAAGCAGCCGUAGAUCAAAUGUUCGCUGCAUACCGCUUGCACAUCCUUGGAGCCCGACGACCACGCAGGUUGAAGGAAUUUGCGCUUUUACGCUUUGUAUUUUCCGUGAUAUUUUCAGCAAAGACUUUCAAGCUUCUGGAACCGACAUGCCAUACUUUCUGGCUCCAAGUACAGGAAUCGAGCACGGAACUGACCUUUCAAGCUUGGUCAACCCUGAGAGGAUUAUCGACUGGGCCACUGUGCAUCGCACGACGACUACUGAUCGUGUGCCGUACAACUUCAAUGAACCAGACGAGUUCUUCCAAGACAAGUAUGUCUCUGACCCUUUUGAUGGGUCCCGUAAGUUCUUCAUGCGCAAAGUACGCCGCGACCUCAAGCCGCAGGAUAAAGUCCCGGAAGGAGUCCCGGCUCCCUCAAAAUGGAGGGCUGUGGAGCACACCAUUCUGAACUACAGUGUUAGUUUAUGGAAAAAGUCCCGAGCAGGACACAAUAGUCGUCAAGAUCAACCAGUUGUAGAGGCAGAGCUUGCGCCUCUACGGCGGAACCUAUUGGACGAGACGGAUGGUGAGAAUUCGACAGGCCCGCAAACCUGCUACCUUGUCCUGGAAACACUCUUAAUAUCUCAGAUACCCGUGGAUACUGUGGUAAUGGCCUAUACUUUCCCGGCCAUCAUAUACCGUCUGGAGAACAGCCUAAUUUCCCUGGAAGCAUGCCAAAAUCUGGGUCUUGAUAUUCCAAUCGACAUUGCCCUUAUAGCCAUGACCAAGGACAGUGACAACUCCGACGACCAUGAUGAAGCGCCCAUCAACUUCCAGAGCGGAAUGGGCCAGAACUACGAGCGACUAGAGUUUCUGGGUGAUUGUUUUCUCAAAAUGGCCACUUCGAUUGCGUUGUAUACGCUAGUUGAGGGUGACGAGUUUGAAUACCACGUUGAGCGGAUGUUGGACAUUUGCAACAAGAAUCUACUGAACUGGGCCCUGGAAUCCAACCUCCAAGAGCAUAUUCGAUCCAAGUCCUUCAACCGGCGCACAUGGUAUCCCCCGGGACUGAAACUGCUCAAGGGCAAAAAGACGGAGGUGGACGAUGAGCAUGCACUGGGGGACAAGUCCAUUGCCGAUGUUUGCGAGGCCCUCAUCGGUGCUGCAUAUUUGACAGCUCAAGCUCAGAGCUCUCCAAACUUUGAUCUGGCUGUUAAAGCUGUCACUGUCAUGACACACAGCAAAACCCACACCAUGCAAGCGUGGAGUGACUACUAUGCAUCUUACCAGUGCCCGGAGUGGUUGUCUACCCCACCGUCCCAGACACAGCUUGAACUCUGUAGUCAAAUAAAGAACAAGAUGGGCUACAGGUUCAAGAACCCCCGCCUUCUGCGCUGCGCCUUUAUGCAUCCAUCGUACCCGAGGCAGUAUGAAAACAUACCAAGCUAUCAGAGACUCGAGUUCCUGGGUGAUUCGCUGCUCGACAUGGUCUGCGUUGACUAUCUCUUCAAGAAACACCCGGACAAGGAUCCUCAAUGGCUGACAGAGCACAAGAUGGCAAUGGUCUCGAAUCAGUUCUUCGGCUGCGUGGCUGUCGGGCUUGGGUUCCAUCGCCAUUUGAUACACAUGCAGCCAGCACUUGGUGGGAGCAUAACUGAGUGGGCCGAACUGGUCACCAAGAAACGCGAAGAGGCCAGACAGCUGGCGGUUAGACGUGGCCAGAGAGAGGAGGACUAUGCACGGGACUUUUGGAUAGAGGUCCAUCACCCACCCAAGUGUCUGCCCGACAUCCUAGAGGCUUACGUGGGUGCCCUGUUCGUUGACACUGGAUAUGACUACAGUGCAGUUGUUGGGUUUUUUGACCGGCAUAUCAAGCCGUAUUUUGCAGACAUGUCCAUAUACGACAUGUACUCAUCCAAACACCCAGUCACGCAUAUUACCAGCAUCAUCACAACCCAGUUCGGCUGUUCCUCCUUUCGGUUGAUGGUACAUGAGAUUCCGGACGAUGUACAGGGUGAGGGACUUGUCACCGGAGCCGUCAAGGUUGUUGCUGCCUGCAUGAUACAUGGCGAGGUGCGGUGCCAUGCCGUUGCAGCCAGUGGGCGCUACGCAAAACUCGCGGUUGCCAAACAGGCUGUUGCAAUAUAUGAGGACAUGAGUCCGACCGAAUUUCGGCUGCGUCACGGGUGUAAUUGCAAGCCGGAAGAUGGAGAUGGAGACCAUGGGGUUCUGGUGGAUCACAGAGCCGAUUGCGAGCCUGAAGAGCCUUUGCGGAAGCAGGAUCCCCCUGCAAAAUCUGUAGUUGAUGUUGACGGAAAAACUAUCGCAGAGAUGCGUCUCAGACAUUCCAAGCAGAUGAAUGAUCAGGAGGAAUGCUUAUCUUGGUAG